Zerene cesonia (dogface butterfly) is the source of this 3145-nucleotide messenger RNA. RefSeq names its product hepatocyte nuclear factor 6 (gene onecut). Gene Ontology annotation, biological process: regulation of transcription by RNA polymerase II. NCBI's taxonomy places the organism in Eukaryota, Metazoa, Arthropoda, Insecta, Lepidoptera, Pieridae. Bases 75 to 1169 code for a protein of 364 amino acids. Gene Ontology annotation, cellular component: nucleus. The record is from RefSeq and is a predicted model, not a curated record. Gene Ontology annotation, molecular function: RNA polymerase II cis-regulatory region sequence-specific DNA binding; DNA-binding transcription factor activity, RNA polymerase II-specific. The transcript has 4 exons.
GAGGGGAGCGAAGGGUUCGUGGCGCAGGCGUUGUUCAGUCGCUAGCGCGACCGCGCUCCCACCGGCCGCGCGCCAUGGACGAGACUCGAGUGCGGGACCGCGCGCCGCUCACCGUCAUAGUCGCUCCCAGCAAUGCGUCGCCGCCGAGGCUCUCGCCCGCUGACCUCUUGCCGGACGGCGAUGCCGCCUUCCACCCCCUGUCCGCGGUCAACGGACGCCUCACGCCGCCGGGCUUGGAGCCAGCCUCGUACGCCACGCUGACUCCUCUCCUCCCGCUCCCCCCGAUCAGCACCGUGUCGGACAAGUUCGCGUAUCACGCCGGUGGAACGUUCACAGUGAUACAGCAGCAGCACUCGUACGCGUCGCUGUCUCCGGCGCCGUACAACGAGCCCCUCUCGCCGCAGUCCGCGUACAGCAGACGGAGCGCGUCACCCAAUUCCUUCGAGAGGCGGUCGCCCACGCCGCCGCUGCCCAGCCCGGGGCUCGACUUGAACGCAGCGCUGUUAGCGAGGGAGGAGGCGCAGCAGCAAGCACAAGCCCAGACCAAUGACACGGAGGAGAUUAACACGAAAGAGUUGGCACAGAGGAUAAGUGGUGAAUUAAAGAGAUAUUCGAUACCGCAAGCUAUUUUCGCUCAGAGGGUGUUGUGUAGGUCGCAGGGGACGCUCAGCGAUCUGUUAAGGAAUCCAAAACCCUGGUCCAAGCUAAAGUCAGGGAGAGAAACGUUCAGGCGAAUGUGGAAGUGGUUGCAGGAGCCAGAGUUCCAGAGGAUGUCGGCUUUGAGACUUGCAGCGGCCCAGAUUCCUCAGAGAGGCAGCUGCAAGCGCAAGGAGGAUAUAACUUCGGAUACCCAUCCUUCUCCGAAGAAACCGCGUUUGGUUUUCACAGACCUCCAGCGGCGUACUCUACAAGCUAUUUUUAAGGAAACGAAAAGGCCAUCGAAAGAAAUGCAAGUAACGAUAGCUAGGCAGUUAGGCUUAGAGCCGACGACAGUAGGUAAUUUCUUCAUGAACGCACGCAGAAGAUCGAUGGACAAGUGGAGAGAUGACGAUGUGCCAUCCACAGAGCUGGACCAGCAGUGCGACGCGCAUGACCUGGACCAUGUACCCAGUCUAGACUCCGCCGAUUCUGAGGAAGACCACGAAGAACACGACGACCACCUCUUGUGACGCCGUCUACCGCCCCAGCAUUUACUAGUGCUCUGAAAACAAUCUGGAGUUGUCCCUGAUGUUGUGAAAUCUUGACAUAUUGUAUUACGUUAAGGGCUUUCCUAUUCUGGACAUUGAUAUGACAGAUUAAAAUAUCGUAACGUCUACAGGAUUUCUGCAUGUCGAUCGGUAUAGUACGAGACAACUUCAAGUUAUAUGUACAGAAAGAUGUCGUGAGUUAUAACAUUUGUUCAAUUAUCAUUCCAAACUGAUCUCCCAAUAUCAAUGUUUCUAGUCAAACAUAAUCGAUUAGUCAUUUAGUUUAUAUUGCUAGAUAAAUACGUCUUGUUUUAUUUAUUUUUAGUGUGUCAUCGUUUGAAUUCACCGGCGUGUGUACAAUAUGGAUGACAUUUAAAUAUUAUAUUGUGUGAGAUUUUAACAUAAUCUUGGACAAGUGGGUCUUAGAAAUAUCAUAUUAAAAGCAAUAUUAAGGUCAUGAUAAUAAGAGUUAUACGGUGGAUUCAAACAAUGGGCUUCUAUAGUUAAUAGUACAUGCAAUAAACGAUCGCUUAUGUUUACGGCGAAAUUAAAGUUUAGUGAAAUAUCCGAUCUAAUCGGGUCUCGAAACGUCAGUAUUUUAAGGUUAUGCGUCAAAAUGUACAAAACUGCUACGAUAUUUCCUAUAAUAGACAUAGAAAUUCUGUUACAACUUUGAAGUGAAACUUCGCAGUAGAGCUGUGUUUUGGUUUCUCACUUGUGAUAAUUAAAAUUAUAGUGUGGUUGUUUGUAUUCAGUUUCACAACUAGCAUUUCCCCGUGGUCUCUUCCAUUUCGCACAUGUUCCUUCGCACUUGCCUUCCUCCAUAAAUGGACUAUCUAACGCUAAAAGAACUUUUCAUAUAACACCAGUAUUUCCCGAAAAGACUCUCUAGUGUAUGUACAAGAGAUAUAAAGCUGAAAUGGAAAUGUAUGCCAGCUAUGGAAAUGUAAGUCAUAAUUCAUAACAUACACUGACAAAGAUAGUCAGAAGUAUCAACACUAUUAUAAACUCUAUGCUUUGAAAAGUUAUCUUUGACGUUUACUCCAUGAUCAUCCUGUAGGACAUAGUCAACUUACUGCAAUUAUUUAAACAUUACUUAAUAUUUUACUGGAAAUUGCUAUUUAAAUUUAAAUGAUAUUUAGUAAUAUAUCUUUUGAAGUUUCACUUCUAAUACGGGUAGCAGUUACAUUUAUUUUUUUAUGAAAUCAAAUAAAUUAUUGAUUUAGAAUCGCAGUAAUGUAAACAGAGUGUGAAUUUUUUGUAUAUAUUGACCGUGUAGCAAUUGUUUCCUCUAGUCAAGAGAUCUCUAUGACAUUCCAUUAAUGGACAAUGACAGAUGUAGCAAGGGAGUUUUGCGUGAUAUUACAUACAAUUAAUUAUAAUUAGAUAUAAUAAACACUAUAUAAGCUUCACUAUUUUUAAGGGAAAUUGUGAAUUCUAGUCCAAGUCGUGCAAGCGUAGAGGUGGAAAUGUCAUACAGCUUAAUGUACCUAUAUUAGGCAGUUUUGCUCACUUCAUGGACAUUCUGCUCUGUGACCGUGAGCGUCGCGGUCGCCGAGCUAGGAUAAGGACAUUACUUCAAUGCUUAUUUGAGGGGUUAGUUAAAUAAUGUGAAUGUUAUUUGCAUUUAGUUAAGUAAUUUAUUUUUCAAUGUUUACUGGAUAUUUUCUGGGCGCGGUCGGUUUGUUUUUGUCUUUAUUAUUUCACAAUACAAUUGUACCAAAGAAAUUUAUGUGCAAUUUCUUUAAUUAUAAGUUAGUAACGGUUUGUGAUUGUUUUAGUCACAUUUGAGUGAUGUUCAUGCAGUCGGUUUUAUAUAAGCAAAGAUUGUUAAGUAUAGCAAAGAUUAGUCAUUGAAAUAGACCAUUUGAGUAGACGUAGUAUGGUCUGUAUAAGGUCUAGUAACUGGUCCCAAUAGUACAAUGGACUUAAUGGUACAGUCACCUAAAGGUAAUUCU